Messenger RNA from Purpureocillium lilacinum, 417 nucleotides. NCBI's taxonomy places the organism in Eukaryota, Fungi, Ascomycota, Sordariomycetes, Hypocreales, Ophiocordycipitaceae. The record is from RefSeq and is a predicted model, not a curated record.
AUGGAUGCGAGUGUUGUGCGCCGGACACGAUCUCGCAGUGGACCUGAGGCAUUUCUCUCCGCCUGCUCCGGAGCAUGUAGGAGGCAGGAGACUGAGGUGCAGCGCCGUUGCAGUGCAGCACGUUUGUUCGCGCGUCGUGCAGCUCGACAGUUCGCGAGGUUCAUUUACACGGUCACCUGGAUCGUGAUGCGUCCGCCCCCAGCCCCGGCCCGGGACAGCGCGCCUGGAGCCACGUCAAUGUGUCCGGCCCGGCCCUGUGACGAACCGCUGGUGCGCAGGAAUGCUGACUCUGUUGCGCUCCUCGCCAUCUUUGAUGGUGAGGCUGCUGAUUCGACGCAUCAUGCGCCCGGCCUGCCGCGCUCAGUCAGACGCGGCAGCGUCGUCCCUGGGCGGUGGCCGUUCCUGAGUCCUGACUGA